Messenger RNA from Cyclopterus lumpus (lumpfish), 2485 nucleotides. RefSeq names its product transmembrane protein 255B. The transcript has 9 exons. NCBI's taxonomy places the organism in Eukaryota, Metazoa, Chordata, Actinopteri, Perciformes, Cyclopteridae. The record is from RefSeq and is a predicted model, not a curated record. The coding region runs from base 226 to 1272 and encodes 348 amino acids.
GAAAAGUUGAACUCGUCUGCGCUCAGAAUCAGCUUUAAAGAUCUGCAUGAAGCCGCAUUCUUUUUGAUCAUAAGCUGUUCCAACUACAAGAGGAAUAAGCAGCUUGCGUGUUGCCUGUGGAGGAUGGUGACUGUGUUUUGAAUCUACAGGGACAACGACAACAACAACAACAAAAACGUCACUUUUUUUGAAUUUCUAAAGAUAAUUCAUCGUACUGAGGCAAACAUGCAGCAGCCUGAAAGUCAGCCAACAGUGGCAGAAGUAGUGGAUCCAGCAGCUCACUACCUGCGUCGGAGGAAAGCGGCUCUGUGGGUGACGGUGUCCCUGCUGGCUCUGGCUCUGGUGGUGCUGGCUGUGGGUCUGAUCUCGGCCACUCGCACAGACAACGUGCCCGUCGCUGGAUAUUACGCCGGCAUCACCCUGAGUUUUGGAGCUUUUCUGGGUAUUGUUGGUAUCCACCUGGUGGAAAACCGCAGAGCCAUGCUGGUGGCAGCGAUCAUAUUCAUCAGCAUCGGAGUCAUCGCCUCUUUCUUCUGUGCCAUUGUGGACGGGAUCAUCGCUUCAGAGUUCAUCGACAUAAGGCCCUUGCAGGAGGACAUGUGUGACUUCUACGCCAGUGGAGCCGGCUACGCCUACGACAGCUACUAUACUGAGGUGACGUGCCGUUCGUUUGACAAGGCGUGCAAGCUGAAGCUGAGGAGCAACACCUGCUACUGCUGCUACCUGUACAACUGUGCCAGCACAGAGUUCCACACACAAUACUACGCGUUCACCGGGGUCAGCAGCUGCUGGGACGUGAUCCACCUGCACCGCCUGCUGUGGGCCUCGGUGGUGCUCAACGUGCUCGGCUUGUUCCUGGGCAUCAUCACCGCCGCCAUGCUCGGAGCGUACAAGGACAUGCAGAAGCCGACUCCUCCGGUGGCUGCCAGCCCGACGCCGCCCCCCCACAUCCUGUACAACCCGACGCAGCACAUGGUCACCUACGCUGGCUUCUGCCCUUCAGGUCAAACGCUGCCCACCUACCCCAACUAUCCAAUGAGCAUGCAGCAUAACAGCAACUACCAGCCCCCUGCUACUCCGCAGAUGAUUCCUGAGGGAGGCACUGCCUCCAACUCCUGCCUGUCUGAGGAGAACCAGAGCCAGCAGCCCUCUCAGACUCAGCCACAGGGAGCCACCCAGGAGCCGGGGGGCUACAUGCUGACACCCAACGCUCCCGUCCUCUACGGAUCCGCCUACAGCCCCUUUGAGAAACCGCCACCGUACGCCUGCUGAGCCGUGAGACUGACACCUGGGGCGUGAUAGAGAAAUAAUAUCUUGAUCUGGUUGGACUGAACGUAGCACAAGACAUUUCAUGGGUGACCUUGUAGAUGGACCAGAGAGCUUCUCAACUACACUGUACUGAUAGAUAUGCUACAUUUCACGUGGUGGCACAUUAUAUAAAACACGAUUACGGUCUUUCAUGUGAAUUCAUUCAAGGAAACGGUUGGGAAAUAGGCUUUUUUUGUGGUUGCUUGCGUCUCGCGAGUUGCACGAGGAGAUCGAUACCUCUCAGCAGCCUGCUAACUGAGUUUAGCACAUUGACUGGAAACAGGGGGAGGGGGGGGGGCACCCACCAGAGCCCUUAAAUCUCACUAAUUAACACCAUAAAUCUCCAUAGUUUAAUCUGCACAGAAAGGUCUUUAACUGUGGACUAGAAAUAGAAGAUGCCAUCUCACCCUCAGCAAGAAAGCAAAAAAAGUGUAUUUCCUAAAACGUUUUUACGUAAACCUAAAGCCGGCCUUCAGAAGCUUCCAUAUUACAUGUGAAUAGGUGUAUCAUAGUAUCCUUGACCCGAUAGUUGUUUCUAUUCUAAUCUGCGUUGACUAAAGGUCGUCAUUGUCUCACUAUAUGCUAAAUACUGUAGGAGUAAUUACAAAAGGGCUUUCUUGAAAUGUGAAACUGAAAGUAAACUACGAUGAUGUUGCCGUUACUUCAUUAUGUAAGUGUUAAUCAUUUAAUGUGCACUUUAAAGUCAACACACUGUAUAUAUUAUUGAUGAUGCAUGUUAACUGCUGUGGGAUGGGAUGCCGUAGCUGCUAUAAAAUAAAUUAUGUACUAAAGAGGCACCUUUUAAGAAAUACAUAGUCACUGAUGCACAAAAAUAAAUGGGUAGGGCCUUCGUCAAAGUCUGUAUGAUAUUUUGGGAAAUGUGCUUAUUUGCUUACUCGCCCAGAGUUAACUGAUCAGAUUGACACCGGUCUCAAUGUUGUGGUAUCAAUCCGCUCAUGUCAAGAAUGUGAUGGAGCAUUUCCUAACAUGAUGAACUGUUCCACAUUUAAGAGUUUCACCAGUACUUCUUUUACUCCAGAACCAGGUGUUUUGAUAGUAUUGUUUCAGCUUUAAGAUGAACUAUACAUGUAGAUCACACAAUGUCUUCUUACAAAUAAAAAGUUACAUUCAUGAGGAUUACAAGUAUUUUGUUCAACUCAAUACAGUCAGAAGCUGU